UGAAAAAUAUAAAUGGUGAGGAAGUCGCAACGUACUAAUACAACAAGGAACAGUAAUAAGGCGGUAAAAAGAAGAGAAAGAAUCCCAAUAGUAGUAAGUCGUAACAGUUUGUGUGUAAAUAAUUACGAUUGAAAUCUGUUACCCCCAACCACGUCGUGUAGAGAGAGAAAUAAACAAUAGACAGCCCAAAUAAUAUCAUCAUCAUCAUCAUCUAGUCCUGAGGAGGACUAGUUUCAUAGAAGCAAAAUUUUGUGGUUUCAAUCUUCUGUAAAUUAAAAGCUCCAAGAAAGCUUCGAAGAUGGAAGAGCGGAACCGGGGAGGAGGAGGAUGUUGCCCGCCGAUGGAUCUGAUGAGGUCAGAGCCGAUGCAGCUUGUCCAACUCAUCAUCCCCGUCGAGUCCGCUCACCUCACCGUCGAUUACCUCGGCCAACUCGGCUUCAUCCAAUUCAAAGACUUGAAUGCUGACAAGAGCCCGUUCCAGCGGACGUACGCAACUCAGAUAAAACGAUGUGGAGAGAUGGCACGCAAGUUGAGAUUUUUCAAGGACCAAAUGGUAAAAGCAGGUCUCUCUCUUCCUGCAAGGUCGACAACAGGGACUGAUAUCAGUUUGGACGAUCUUGAGAUAAAGCUUGGAGAACUUGAGGCUGAGCUAGUAGAGAUAAACGCCAACUCUGACAAGUUGCUUCGCUCCUAUAAUGAACUUGUUGAGUAUAAACUUGUGCUGCAGAAGGCUGCUGAGUUUUUUCACUCAGCUCAGGCAAGUGCUGUUGCACAACAAAGGGAAUCUGCUUCAAAUCAGAGUGGUCAAGAAUCCUUAGAAACUCCUUUGCUAUCAGAGCAGGAAACCGUCACUGACCCAUCAAAGCAAGUUAAAUUGGGCUUUAUUUCUGGACUUGUUCCCAGAGAGAAGUCCAUGGCCUUUGAAAGGAUAAUAUUCCGUGCUACCAGGGGUAAUGUGUUCCUGAGGCAAGCUGUGGUUGAGGAACCAGUCACUGAUCCUGUUUCAGGAGAGAAGGUUGAGAAGAAUGUCUUCGUUGUCUUCUUUUCUGGAGAGAAGGCGAAAAGUAAGAUCCUUAAAAUAUCUGAUGCCUUUGGGGCAAAUCGUUACCCGUUCACAGAAGAUUUGGCUAAGCAGGCCCAAGCAAUCACUGAGGUGUCGGGUAGACUUACAGAGCUAAAAACUACUAUCGAUGCCGGAUUAUUACACCGUGGCAAUUUGUUGCAGUCGAUUGGAGAACAAUUUGAGAAAUGGAACCUUUUGGUAAGGAAGGAAAAAUCCAUUUACCACACCUUGAACAUGCUCAGCUUUGAUGUUACGAAAAAGUGUCUUGUGGCUGAAGGCUGGAGUCCCAUUUUUGCAGCAAAGCAGAUUCAGGAUGCACUGCAGCGGGCAACUCAUGACUCCAGUUCACAAGUUGGGGCAAUUUUCCGGGUUCUGCAUACUCGGGAGGCACCCCCGACAUAUUUUCAGACGAAUAAAGUUACUUCUGCUUUUCAGGAGAUUGUUGAUGCGUAUGGUGUGGCUAAAUACCAAGAAGCAAACCCUGGUGUUUUUACAAUUGUUACUUUCCCGUUUCUUUUCGCGGUUAUGUUUGGUGAUUGGGGACAUGGCAUAUGCUUAUUGGUUUCAACGUUGUAUCUGAUUUUUAGAGAAAAGAAAUACUCCAGUCAGAAACUUGGAGACAUUAUGGAAAUGACUUUUGGUGGUCGUUAUGUCAUCCUCCUGAUGUCACUUUUCUCGAUAUAUACGGGGUUGAUCUAUAACGAGUUUUUUUCGGUUCCGUUUGAAUUAUUUGGUCGCUCAGCAUAUGCUUGCCGUGAUGCUUCUUGCAGUGAGGCUACGUCAGUGGGAUUGAUCAAGGUGCGUGAUACUUAUCCUUUUGGGGUGGAUCCUGUAUGGCAUGGCACCCGCAGUGAAUUGCCAUUUUUGAACUCAUUGAAGAUGAAAAUGUCUAUACUUCUUGGGGUUGCCCAAAUGAACCUAGGUGUUAUAUUGAGCUUCUGCAAUGCCAGAUUCUUCCGGAAUAGCAUCAACAUUUGGUGCCAGUUUAUUCCUGAGAUGAUAUUUUUAAAUGGCCUUUUUGGCUAUCUUUCUGUCCUUAUCAUUAUAAAAUGGUGGACAGGUUCGCAAGCUGAUCUUUACCAUGUGAUGAUAUACAUGUUCCUUAGCCCAACAGAUGACCUUGGUGAUAACCAGCUUUUCCCUGGCCAGAAGACAGCUCAGCUCGUUUUAUUAUUGCUUGCUCUUGUUGCUGUUCCAUGGAUGCUUAUCCCAAAGCCUUUCCUUUUGAAGGCGCAACAUGAGGUAUGUACCAUGUUUAGUCUUCUCUUUCCUCAUUAUUUUUCUUCACACAUACAAUCUUUCUUCAUUUCUUUUACGAUUUGGAACAUCUUUUUUUUCAGAGACACCAUGGCAAUGGUUACACUGCCAUUCAAGACACAGAAGAGUCAUUGCUGGUUGAUACAAAUCAAGAUUCCCACGGUCAUGAAGAGUUCGAGUUCAGUGAAAUUUUUGUGCAUCAGCUUAUACACACCAUAGAGUUUGUGCUUGGAGCAGUCUCGAACACAGCUUCUUAUCUUCGUUUGUGGGCUCUCAGUCUUGCCCAUUCGGAGUUAUCCAGCGUGUUCUACGAGAAGGUUCUUCUUCUUGCUUGGGGGUAUAACAAUGUUAUCAUUCUCAUUGUGGGACUUGUAGUGUUUAUUUUUGCAACUGUCGGAGUGUUGCUAGUUAUGGAAACGCUCAGUGCAUUCCUCCACGCAUUGAGGCUUCACUGGGUGGAGUUUCAGAAUAAAUUUUACGAGGGAGAUGGAUACAAAUUCUACCCUUUUUCGUUUGCAACAAUCGGAGAUGAAGAAGAUUGAUUGAGAGGCUUGAUGUUGAAUAAAAGCUCCAAUAAAUACGAUUGGGUACAAGCUCACAGAGGCAUACAACUUGUACGGGAUUCUUUCAUUUGGAUUACCAUUUCUAGAGAAGCUGAGGCUUUGAGCUUCUUUUUUUUUUUUUUUUUUUUUUUUCCCUCCUGCAGUUCCGAGUUCUUUCUCUUGCUAUGUGUUCUAUCAAUGUUUCAAAUAAUCAGCGUCAUAUUCAUAUAAUGCCUCACCUUUUUAGAGUGGCAGCAGUCCUUCCCUUGUACAAGUGUGCAUUUGUAAUGUCCUAGCUGAAACAAGAUCCAAAUACAGAAAACUGUAGCAAUAUUUAUUUGUUUAUUUAGUUGGUUGUUGGGAAAAGAUGCGCCUUUUGUUGUAUGAAAAUAAGGGCGCCCUGUAUCAUUGAUAUCUUUAUUGAAUUAUUGGAAGAUUAUGUUUUCAUUACUUUUCAUUUCUUGGGGUUACCAACUAGUUGAAUGGGGAGGGUGUGCUUGAUUUCAUGCAUAAGGGCAGGUCUUCAGUCGGACUGUCAUAUAUUUUUCGGUCUGAGUUCAAGUUUCCACUUAAAAUAGUACUAUUCUUUUUGCCUUAAAAUCAUUGUCUUAUUUAGAUUUCUAAAAUCAAAAAAUCUCAACUAGAUAGUUUUUUAUUAGGACGGAGGUAGUAGGUUUUGUCUAUUUCUAUAUCUAAGUAGGUUUUUUAAUCAUUGUUCGUAAUUUCACAUCUUUUUUUUUCGGG
Molecule: messenger RNA, 3606 nt
Organism: Oldenlandia corymbosa var. corymbosa
Lineage: Eukaryota; Viridiplantae; Streptophyta; Magnoliopsida; Gentianales; Rubiaceae
Source: the annotation of a GenBank genome assembly